AAAAUGUGCAAAUCUGUGCACAAAUGUGCGAGUAUUCAUAGUUUUUCGGACAACGCAUUGCAAAACUGUGCAAAUCUUCAUCGUUUUUGAACAGGGCAGUAACAACUCAGCUCAGCCUCAACUGAUCAUUCUUUAAGACCUUCUUUAAACAUGUCACCGAAAAGCUUCGAUUAUCAUUGCUCCAAAUGCAGCGUCUGGUUUAAUAUCGCUGAGACCCCAAGAACGAAGCAUGAGAAGGAAUAUGCAUAUUUUGGCCAAGUAUACUUACAGACAGAUUGAUGAAACGGUGUACGGCAUCAGCCAUCCCGCUUCAUGCGUUUCUAGUUCUGACGAAAUGGAGUGCGAGGAUGUUUAUGCGCUCUCUCGAUCUGGAAGCGAAGUACCUGCUGAAAUUGAAGACGAUUCUUUGGAUGGCAUGGAGUGCUGGUCUGACGAAGAGAUGUUGCAUACUUCUUUUGGCGAAGCUGGUAACAUUGAUGAAGAUGAAGCCAACGAUGACGACUGCGACAGGCGUGAAGACGGGGACGCUCUCGAGAGUGACACCCUAGAAGAAGAAGAUGACGCUCCAAAUGUGCAAGUUGCCAACGAGGAGUCAUCUUGGUUCAGAAGCUACCGCACGACCACAUCACGACACCUGUUGGAAAAGCCGUACAGCUCUGCAUCAAACUUCAUCAGAAAGCUCUCCGAAGAAAGAUCCCGCGCCGCUUUUUGGGGAGCUGAUCGAAGACAUCAACGAAGCGAGGUGGGCAACUCUCCCACAAGCGAAGAAAUUGAUCGCAAAGAUCUGAACGGUUCAGCCUUAGCACAAUUGCCCAUCAUUCCACCUUUUAUUUACCCGCUCGAUAUGGUGCAUCUUCUUGGCCCUGGCGUUGGAAAGCAGAUCUUCAAGCUUCUUCAAGGCCAAUACGGAAAGCAGAAUAGCAAUAACCCUUUCUUCCUACCUCCUUCGGCCAUGGAGAAAAUCGGUGCGUGCAUGGAGAAAUCUAAGUUCUCGGUUCUUUCAGGAUUUUGUGGUGAUUGCGGAGACAUUUCCAAGAAUGCCGGAUUUUACAAAGCCGUGGACUGGAUUCACUUUGUGCUUUAUACUGUCCCAAGACUGGUGCUCGAACGUAUUGACGAUGUUGAUGCAAAGCUGGCAAUCGCAUAUCUGACGAAAUUGUACAAUCUUGUUUGUCGUCGAAAGAUCACGAGUACCCAACUGAAGCAAAUCAUAGAGCUGUCAAUGCUGUGGCUUCGUGCUCUGAUCAAGUUCAACUGUGAACGCAAGGUUGACGACCAUGACUUCACUAUAUCGCAACAUUACCUCCUGCACCUUUACAAGGUUAUUCAGUACGUGGGCCUGUUGUCAGUGUAUGCCGUAUUUGCGAUGGAGCGCACCAUAGGCGAAGUUAAGCGCAACAUUACUUCGCGCAAAGAACCAGUUGCGAAUUCGCAAAACACUCUUGUUAUUCUCGCUGCGCCUCGAUAUUUCGAACAAUCCAGUUAUCAUGAAACGCGCGCCCAUCGACCGCAAAGGAUCAUCGCCGUCAGCGACGGUCAGAACGAGCCUGAACUCUGGGGACCGUUUGGACUGGAAACUGUCGGAAGUAUGAACAUAUCUACGACAGCAUGCGCUGGCCUUGUUACGUCAUGUCUGCAGCUACAUAUACUGGAUGAACCACGGGUUGGCCCAUCCACAUUCAAUUUCCAUGCAUCACCAGAUUCAACAAAAAUCUUUAUUGAUGAAUCCAGUCGGCACAAGGCACAAGUACUGGCAAUCCAAAGCGUGCACGAUCGUCAACUCGUCUUACCUUGUUGGCCUUACAAAACAGCAUCCGAAUCAAAUCCACAAUUGAACAAGUGA
Messenger RNA from Radiomyces spectabilis, 1843 nucleotides. RefSeq lists its product as uncharacterized. NCBI's taxonomy places the organism in Eukaryota, Fungi, Mucoromycota, Mucoromycetes, Mucorales, Radiomycetaceae. Bases 230 to 1843 code for a protein of 537 amino acids. The transcript is spliced from 7 exons. The record is from RefSeq and is a predicted model, not a curated record.